CGCCCGUACAGCAGAAUACAUACAUAACGUAGAUUCCGCCCGCGCCAGCGGCCCCAACUGUCCCAGGCCAUGCAGCGAGCAAUUUGGGUUUGAAUAUAUCAAGUACGUACCCUGCUCACGUUUGCCGGACUCUUUGGGCCCCCCUGCUUCACAAGCCAAACCGCCCGUCAUCUCGAUUCGACACCCAUCAGCCAGCCGUCAUGUAUAACUUUCUGCAACGGUCUCCGUCUCAGAAAAGUAUCUCAUCAUCCACCUCAUCGACCCUCUCUCAAUCAUCAAUCGCACGAGAACCCAGAUCAACUCAUCGCCGACGAAAGUCAAACCAACGCGUCGACAUGGCCAUCAAACUCAGUCUGUCAGCAUCAUCAUAUGCGAAAUGUUCACCUCCAUCAUUAAGCCGUCAACACUCGUACUUCACAACCAGGCAGGACUCUGGCAGAGAUGAUGCCACUGCUACCUUGGCUCGAGUAGUACUACGCACUGGUCGCUCAGCGGGCUUGAGCAUCAAUGAACCUUCUUUGCCGUCGUCGCCAACAGACAGCGUUCAAUCAGAACGACGGACCAGCUGGGAGGACUUUCGAAUGCCCAGCGAUGGCGGCUAUAUCUCAUUCCCGGAUUUCGACACCUUGGUCCAUUCGGCAAAACCUCCAUCAACGCAGGCACAGCAUGGAACGAAAGCAUCGGGUUGAGAGUUCCCAUCAGCUUGACGCCCAUGCUCUCUGCCAUCAAUCACAUUAUUGACCU
Dissoconium aciculare CBS 342.82 is the source of this 744-nucleotide messenger RNA. RefSeq lists its product as uncharacterized. Bases 201 to 689 code for a protein of 162 amino acids. Lineage: Eukaryota; Fungi; Ascomycota; Dothideomycetes; Mycosphaerellales; Dissoconiaceae. The transcript has a single exon. The record is from RefSeq and is a predicted model, not a curated record.